GGAAAGUGACCGUAAUUUACCGUUGAAUUUAAGCGGUUUAACUGUAUCUCAAAUUUACUAUAUGUAUUUUCUCUUAUAAAAAUUGGCCUUGGAUGAAAUAAUUAUGAAAAAACUAAGGUAAGUAGCAGCAGCAGCAUAUAAUACGUACAAAUAUACAAUAUAAACUAGAAAGAAGAUUGUAUAGAAGCAGUACUAAAUACGGACAGCUUUAAUGCAGUUUCCUUCUCCAUCUUCCGCUUUAUCCUUCCACACUAUUUAAAUCAUUACUCAAUUCCCCCAAUCAAUCUCUCUCUCUCUCUCUCUUUCUCUCUCCUCUCUCUCUCAUCUUUCCAUCAAUCCUCAAUCAUUGCCUCCGUUUCUGCAAAAUUUCCCUCACUUUUCUCCUCCACUUCAAUUCAGAUCUCUUUCUUCAACCUUCCUAACCCUCGAUCGCACCCGAUUGUGCUGUCAAUUUUUGGUGGUUUCGAUUUUCUGCGUGUGUGAAAUUAGGGCGGGUUUUGGUAGGGCUCCAAUGGCGUGCACAACCGGCGGGAAGUCGGUGGUGCCAGAGCAGUUUCCGGUGGGGCUUAGGGUUUUAGUCGUGGACGAUGACGUCAUCUGCCUCCGUGUUCUCGAGCAAAUGCUUCGGAAGUGCAUGUACCAGGUCACGAGCUGUUCACAAGCUACCGUUGCGUUGAACUUGUUACGGGAAAGGAAAGGCUGUUUCGAUGUAGUGCUGAGCGAUGUUCACAUGCCUGAUAUGGAUGGUUUCAGACUUCUCGAGCUAGUCGGUUUGGAAAUGGACCUUCCUGUUAUAAUGAUGUCAGCUGAUGGGCGAACUAACCUCGUCAUGCGAGGAAUAAGGCACGGGGCCUGUGAUUACUUAAUUAAGCCUAUAAGGGAUGAAGAAUUGAAGAAUAUUUGGCAGCAUGUACUUAGGAAAAGGAGGAAUGAAAUCAAUCCUUCGGGUAGCAUUGAAGACCGCGAUCGUGAAAAACGAGCGAUUGAUGAUGCGGAAUGUGCUUCUUCUGCGAAUGAAGGUGAAGAUGAGGUAUUCAAGACACAAAAGAAAAGGAGAGAGUGUAGAGAUGAAGAUGACACGGAAUUGGAAGAUGAUCCUGCUUCAAAGAAACCUCGUGUGGUCUGGUCCGUAGAGCUCCAUCAGCAAUUUGUUGGUGCUGUGAAUCAACUCGGAAUUGACAAGGCUGUACCGAAGAGAAUUCUUGAAUUGAUGAAUGUUCCCGGAUUAUCAAGGGAGAAUGUGGCUAGUCAUUUACAGAAGUUUAGACUAUAUCUAAAGAGGUUGAGUGGGGUAGCUCAACAACAGGGUGGCCUUCCUACUUAUUGUGGGCCAGUUGAGCAGAACCUGAGACUUGCUUCCCUUGGAAGAUUUGAUAUUCAAGCAUUGGCAGCUUCCGGCCAACUUCCGCCACAAACAUUGGCAGCUUUACAGGCUGAGCUUUUCUCUCGGCCGACAGGAAACCUAAUUCUGCCAGCAAUGGAUCAGAGAACUUUACUACAUUCAUCUCUUCAAGAAUCUAAAAACAGUCACGUGGAUAAAAAUGUGUCUUAUUGUCAACCUCUGAAUAGAUGCUCGUCCAACAUCGCCAAUCAAACUUCUCAGCAUCUUAUGUCCAAUGAGGAUGUUAACUACUCGGUAUCAAGUUGCAACCUCGUUGAAACAAACAGUAAUACGUUGAUAACUUUCUUACAGCAACAACAUCAGCAGAGACAAUCUAUAACACAAGAGUCGAUCCAUUCAAUAAAUGUGCAACCUUCUUGCUUGGUGUCUCCCCCCAAUUUUCAAGCGGGAAAUAAUCAAAAUUGCAGCUUUAGUUAUUCUGCAAUGGAUUACAACAAUCCCUUACUUCAAACGAGCAACUCAUCAGGAUUACAAGUCUUGGAAAGAGAAUGUAAACCAGUGGGCACGCCUUCCGAGUCUGUUUCGUCAAUGUCAUCUUGCUCGAGAAAUGUUCAACGAGUUCCAAGUUCGCCCUCCACAAUCAGCUCCGUACUGCAGGUUCCUAACAUGAACUGUAUGCAACGAUCGACCAGGAAUUCUAUACCUAGCCGCUUUGCCGUGGAUGAACAGGAAAUCGCCGCAAUGAGCAGCACAAGUCAAGUGAGACUUUAUGUUCAGAAUAAUGGCAGCAAAGUGAAGCAGGAACCAAAUUUGGGUUUUGCGGAAAACGUAAGAAUGGGAAUCCCAGUACAGCAGCACCUUCCUCCAAACGAUCUGAUGAGUGUUUUCUCCGACUAGUUCGACUCUAGAUACAGCUUGUCUGGGCGCCUUUUCAGUCGUGAAGUGCUAGGGGAUGGUUACCGAAUGUUGUCCGACUAUUUGAAACCACGACUUUCCAUGCAAAUAUUAAAAUAGCUUUUUCCAGCUAGACUUUAGGCAAUAAGUUUGGUUGAAGAUUUGUAAUAUUAUUCAUUUGUGUAAUUGCUAGCUCCAAAAUUCAGAUGUUAUUCAUUUACAUAGUUUCUAGCAGAUGUAUAUAGUUAAGUUACUACUCAGGACUUGCAUUCAUGUUGAUGUACAUAGUUUCAUUUUAUUCCAAAAACAUAUAUAUUACAA
This is a messenger RNA of Erythranthe guttata (spotted monkey flower), 2557 nucleotides long. RefSeq names its product response regulator 14 (gene RR14). The record is from RefSeq and is a predicted model, not a curated record. Gene Ontology annotation, biological process: phosphorelay signal transduction system; cytokinin-activated signaling pathway. Gene Ontology annotation, molecular function: DNA-binding transcription factor activity; DNA binding. NCBI's taxonomy places the organism in Eukaryota, Viridiplantae, Streptophyta, Magnoliopsida, Lamiales, Phrymaceae.